Molecule: messenger RNA, 2307 nt
Organism: Vitis riparia (riverbank grape)
Lineage: Eukaryota; Viridiplantae; Streptophyta; Magnoliopsida; Vitales; Vitaceae
Product: protein TPX2
Exons: 17
Coding region: 617-1993 (458 amino acids)
Biological process (GO): activation of protein kinase activity; mitotic spindle assembly; regulation of mitotic spindle organization
Cellular component (GO): nuclear microtubule; mitotic spindle
Molecular function (GO): microtubule binding; protein kinase activator activity
Source: RefSeq, a predicted model, not a curated record
UCUCUCGGCUCUGCUCUUCUCUUGUUCGCGAAAUUCACGCCGUUCUUCGCUGCUAUAAGUCUCUUACCUCUCUCUGAAAUUUUCUUAUCUUCCCCUCUCAUUUUCUCGAGAAAACGACCUUACACACAAUCGCAGAAAUAUCACAUCCUCUGGUUUCUUCUCCUGAAAUAUGAGAGUUUUUUCUCUCAUUUUCUUGAGAAAAAACUAGAGAGGGAGAAGGAGAUGGUCAAGGUCGCGUUGGCGUCUCUCUCUUUUCUUCGUUUGAGCCAGAGAACAAAUAUCCGGAGAGAUUUCUCUCUCAUUUUCCUCAGAAAAGAUAAAGAAAAGAAACAGAGAAAUCAAUGAUGGCUUUUGGUUUGGCGGUCUGAUACAAGGAAAUAGUUGUUUUCUUUCUUGUGUUAUGAGGGAAUGUGAAAGUGGCGGCCACUGGUUUUUUUCGCUUGGAGGAAUAAACCAGACCGUUGUUUCUCAUUUUAUCCGAGAAAAAGCUAGAGAGAGAAAGAGAAGGGGAGAAACGGAGGAAUUGAUGGCGUUUUGUGAUAUUUUUAUAUGAAAGCAAACAACUGAGUCUUUCUUUUCAUUUCUGAGGAGAACUGUCAACCGGAAUUCUAAAGAGAUGGAUGACGCAAUGACUGAUGUUCCUGAAGUUCCAUUUGAGGCUCAAGAAAUUGAUCUUGACUACGAGUUCGAUGCUCCUCAGUUCUUUGAUUUCACCCGGCCGGAAUCGUCGGAAGAGGCUCAAGAAGCCGAGUGCUGGUUUGAAUCUGCCGAAAGCUAUUCGCCUUCGCCUUUUAUAGUAGAGUUGUGUUGGAAAGAAGACAGUUCUUUGGAAAAGGAAAAGACCUAUCCACAAUGCAAAGAUGUCAAAAAUGUUAAUCUAAUCAACAAUAACUCAGAUACUGGCAUGGACACUGAAACUUCUGCGUUGGAUGAAAAAAACAGAGAUAUUCCAAAAGCUAAAGCAAAAUCCCUGUUCAAGUCCAAGUCAUGCUUAUCAAGAACUUCAACUUUCAUGAAACCCACAGCAAGUCAUUUGGCCAAACAAAAUCAACUAUGGGAAUUUCAUUCCAGUGAAUUUAUGAGAAGGUUGCGGACGCCAUUACUCGGAAUUGAUGAGAAAGGUUCAAAUAAUCGUUCUAUGAUUGAAAACCAAGCUACAAAGAGGCAAAAGAUUGAGGGAGGUUUCUUGCAUAAGGUUUCACAUUUGAAGCACCAAGCUUUUUUGGUACAUAAGAUACCUAAAAAGGCAGUUACUAUUCCAAGAGAGCCUGACCUAGAAACUGCACACAGGGCACAAAGACAUAGAUUGAAGAAAGAUGCACUGUCAAAUGAACCUGUGAAAUCAAAUGCUCGUUCCUUUAAAGCACGCCCCUUGAACAGAAAAAUUCUCGAGGCUCCUUCGUUACUCCUCACAAGAAGAAGCAGAACACCGUUGCCAGAGUUUAAUGUGCUUCAACUGAAGUCAUCACAAGGGAUUCCGAAACAUACAUCUGAUCAUGGAGUGAACCCACCUAACUCUAGUUCUAUUUCACAAAAUCCAACCAUAGACUCCAAAAGACCAGACACCGUUAAUGCCUCAAAGCAGGAGAUUUGUGAUAUAGUUCACAAAGUCAGAGUUUACCCUCUGAAGAAGAAGAUAUUUUCAAGCAAAUUGGGCCUUGGUGUCUUCCGCAAUAUCAAACAAGAAGCCAUAGUACCUGUGGAAUUCAAGUUUCCAACUGAUGAUGGGCUUCCACAUGAUCCUCCAAUAGAACUAUUUAGUAAGCUCUCUCUGAAGUCUGAAGUGAAGUCUUCCCAGCCAAAAAUGCUCCAUCCCAAUAAGGGCUCAAAAGAGAAUGCACCAGGUCCCUUCCAUCAAGAACAUGGGAUGAUAAAUGUGGUUAAAGAAAAUCCACAGAGGUCAUGGGGGAAUCAGAAUCAAUGUGGAACUGGCAUGAGGAUUCCCAAAUUUGAAACCUGGACAAACGUUAACAGGAGCUUAGACAUCCACUGAGAAUAAAUGAGGUCAAAGUUAUGGAACUCACAUGUGAACUACUGCAGUUUAUGGAUGGUGGGCAGUUCCUGCAUUUGUGGAUGUAAGUUUUACACCCCUGUGAUUGAGUCUGUUCUUGGGACUAAAGAUUGUGCUAUUUGUAAGUGUUAAUCCCGAAAUCAUAGGGCAUCCCUUUAUAAAAAAUUUGAAAGAUCGAAGUUGUACAGCUUUCAAGCUUUCAAAACUUCAGCCUUUUCUCGGUUUCAUUAGGCAGCAAUAAUGGAAAAUUUCCUUCAAAUUCAUGCAGAUAAGGGACAUUAUUCAACAUAUCAAAA